CCUCUCGUGGUUGACAGACUUCGGGUCCUUGCGGCUUCCGUAGCGGAAGACGCGCGUGGCCCGGUGCAUUGUGGGUAUUGUCCUGUGGCAUCAUGGCGGACGCGUUUGGAGACGGACUGUUCAGCGUGUUUGACGAUGAACAACAAACAAAUACCAGCAAAAAGACUCUUUUAUCAACAGGCUCUGACACCGGAACAUCGUCAAACAAACCUGACCCUGAAGGGGACGCUGGUCCUUCUGUCCGAGGGAAGCGCGGAGGAGACACUGACUGUGCAGAUGAAGAGCUGCUGGGGAAGAAACCACGACAUGAAACUGUUUCCUCCAGUGAACUCAAUCUGGCGGAACUUAUGCCCCAGGUGAAGGUGGAACAGGUGGACACAGUUGAAGGAUGCUCUCAUGAGGUUGCUAUUCCUACCAGUGAUGAAUACAAGCCUCUAAGCCCUAGAGUUGGAAAAGCUGCAAAGGAAUACCCCUUCAUACUUGACCCCUUCCAACGUGAAGCUAUUCUUUGCAUAGACAACAACCAGUCUGUCCUUGUGUCUGCUCAUACCUCUGCUGGAAAGACAGUCUGUGCUGAGUAUGCCAUCGCACUGGCACUUAGAGAAAAACAGAGGGUGAUUUUCACAAGUCCCAUCAAAGCCUUGUCCAAUCAGAAAUACAGAGAAAUGUAUGAAGAAUUUCAGGAUGUGGGUCUGAUGACUGGUGACGUCACAAUCAACCCCACUGCCUCCUGCCUCGUCAUGACAACAGAGAUUUUGAGAAGCAUGUUGUACAGGGGUUCUGAGAUUAUGAGGGAAGUUGCUUGGGUAGUCUUUGAUGAGAUCCACUACAUGAGAGAUUCAGAGCGUGGUGUUGUGUGGGAAGAAACCAUUAUUCUUCUACCAGACAAUGUGCAUUACGUGUUCCUGUCAGCCACAAUUCCCAAUGCCAGACAGUUUGCAGAAUGGAUUUGCUACUUACAUAAGCAGCCUUGCCAUGUAGUAUAUACAGAUUACCGUCCCACUCCACUGCAGCAUUAUAUCUUUCCAGCAGGAGGCGAUGGACUACACCUUGUAGUUGAUGAGAACGGUGAGUUUAGGGAAGAUAAUUUUAACACAGCAAUGCAGGUGCUGCGUGAUGCUGGAGAUUCAGGUGGCAGUGGUGGAGGAGGGAAGUGGGACCCCAGAGGACGUAAAGGAGGAACUAAAGGGCCAUCUAGUGUGUUCAAAAUAGUGAAAAUGAUCACGGAGAGAAACUUCCAGCCUGUCAUCAUUUUCAGUUUCAGCAAAAAAGAGUGUGAGGCUUAUGCUCUACAAGUAGGAAAGCUGGACUUUAAUAAAGAUGAGGAGAAACGUCUGGUAGAGGAAGUGUUUAACAAUGCAAUAGAUUGUCUCUCCGAUGAGGACAAGAAACUCCCUCAGGUGGAACAUGUGCUGCCCCUGUUGAAGAAAGGCAUUGGGAUCCAUCACGGUGGGCUGCUGCCUAUUCUCAAAGAGACUAUAGAGAUCCUGUUUUCUGAAGGUCUUCUCAAGGCCCUGUUUGCCACAGAAACGUUUGCUAUGGGCAUCAACAUGCCAGCUCGAACUGUGUUGUUCACCAGUGCGAGGAAAUAUGAUGGCAAAAGUCAUCGUUUUAUUACAUCAGGAGAAUAUAUCCAGAUGUCUGGUCGUGCGGGAAGAAGAGGAAUGGACGACAGAGGAAUUGUUAUAUUUAUGGUAGAUGAGAAGAUGAGUCCAGCUGUGGGCAAACAACUACUUAAGGGCUCAGCAGACCCUUUGAACAGUGCCUUCCACCUGACGUAUAACAUGGUUCUCAACCUGCUGCGUGUCGAGGAGAUCAACCCAGAGUACAUGCUGGAGAAGUCCUUCUACCAGUUCCAACACUACAGAGCUUUGCCCGGUGUCGUCGAAAAAAUGACGAAGCUGGAAGAGCAGUACCAUGCCAUUGACAUUCCCAAUGAGGAGAGUGUUGUCACGUACUUUAAGAUCAGACAACAGCUGGCUAAACUGGGCAAAGAAAUACAAGAGUUCGUCCACAAGCCUAAAUACUGCCUUCCCUUCUUACAGCCUGGUCGUCUUGUUAAAGUUAAAAGUGAAGAAGCUGAUUUUGGUUGGGGAGUUGUUGUUAACUUCUGCAAGAAAGCUAACACAAAGUCAACUGCAGAGUCAGAGCCUUUGUAUGUGGUGGAAGUUUUGCUGCACUGUAGUAAGGACAGCGUCAAAAAUGCUGCAACGGAGGCUGCUAAACCUGCUGCUCAGGGUGAGACCGGGGAGAUGCAGGUGGUGCCAGUGAUGCUUCAUCUUCUGACAUCCAUCAGCUCUGUCAGACUUUACAUCCCUAAAGACUUGAGGCCUUUUGACAACAGGCAACUUAUGCUCAAGUCCAUCCAGGAGGUCCAGAAGCGUUUCCCCGAUGGUGUUCCCCUACUUGAUCCAAUAGAUGACAUGGGCAUUAAAGACCCCGCUUUAAAGAAAGUGAUUCAGAAAGUGGAGGCUUUCGAGCAUCGCAUGUACUCCCACCCACUGCACAGUGACCCCAACCUGGAGUCCGUCUACUCCCUGUGUGAGAGAAAGGCUCUGAUUGCAGCAGAUGUUCGGACGGCCAAGCGAGAGUUGAAAAAGGCUCGUACUGUUCUGCAGAUGGACCAGCUCAAGUGCAGAAAGAGGGUCCUGAGACGACUUGGUUUUGCCAGUCCUUCUGAUGUCAUAGAGAUGAAGGGACGGGUCGCCUGUGAAAUUAGCAGUGCUGACGAGCUCCUUUUGACCGAGAUGGUGUUUAAUGGACUUUUCAAUGACUUAACCGUGGAACAAGCCACUGCACUGUUGUCCUGCUUCGUAUUUCAAGAAAAUGCCAGUGAGAUGCCCAAAUUAACAGAACAGCUGGCUGCCCCCCUGAGACAAAUGCAGGAGUGUGCAAAGCGUAUAGCUAAAGUGUCUGCUGAUGCAAAGCUAGAGGUGGAUGAGGAGACCUACAUGAACCAGUUCAAACCGCACCUGAUGGAUGUUGUGUACGCUUGGGCCAACGGGGCGACGUUUGCACAGAUCUGCAAAAUGACUGACGUUUUUGAGGGGAGCAUCAUUCGCUGCAUGCGCCGUUUGGAGGAGGUACUAAGACAAAUGUGCUCUGCUGCAAAAGCUAUUGGCAACACAGAACUGGAAAACAAAUUUGCAGAAGGGAUUACGAAGAUCAAACGAGACAUUGUCUUUGCUGCCAGUCUUUAUCUAUAAUGAGGCCAGGUCGACUUCUGAGUUCAAAAUCUUUGCUUCAGUACAGUAAAAUGCUUAG
Periophthalmus magnuspinnatus is the source of this 3264-nucleotide messenger RNA. RefSeq names its product Mtr4 exosome RNA helicase (gene mtrex). The record is from RefSeq and is a predicted model, not a curated record. Lineage: Eukaryota; Metazoa; Chordata; Actinopteri; Gobiiformes; Gobiidae. The coding region runs from base 93 to 3206 and encodes 1037 amino acids. Gene Ontology annotation, biological process: maturation of 5.8S rRNA; RNA catabolic process. The transcript has 27 exons. Gene Ontology annotation, molecular function: RNA binding; RNA helicase activity; ATP binding. Gene Ontology annotation, cellular component: nucleus.